GGCGAGCUGUGGAAUAGGCGUGCAUUUGUGUUACUCAAACGCAGAAAACAUUCAGUGAAAACGUCCACAGAGAGCCCGCUUUAAGAGUGACUGGGACCGAGUUAUUUUUCCAUCCUUUUCUGCCUAUACACAUGGAGCACCAUUUCCUGAUGAGACUGUGGUGAGUGAGGUGCAGCCCUGUCACGCCCACAGCGCCCCCUUUCGGCCCGGACGGCACACCAUGCCCCGGCGCCUAUGAAAGGGUACCAUGUCAGCCGGAGUAUGUCUCAGCAUUCCUCGGGUGGUGGUGGAGGAGGUCCCUGCCACUGCACGCCUGAUGACUGCGACGGUCCAGGCAGAGACUACUACCACGGUCACAGCGAUGGCCACUUUUACCCUGGGGGAGGUCCGGUUGAGGCCCUGGCGCUGGAGAGGCACCACUCCCGCUCACACUCCCAUAGUCACUCUGGAGGAGGCACCUUUCCCCGCUCCCACCCCAACCAGCACCCACCUCUCCAGUCAUUUGACUCUUGUGAAGAGUGCCUAUCCUCAGGCCACGGGGGGAAGAUGCACCGCAUGCCCUCAAACAUGAUGGACCAGUUCGAGAAGCAGGUGCCCUUCCAUCAUGAUGGCUUCCACACCCUGCAAUACCAGCGCACUGCCAGUGGGGGUGCUGAGCAACGCAGUGAGAGCCCUUCGCGCAUACGCCACUUGGUCAAUUCGGUGCAGCGCCUCUUUGCCAAGUCCCAUUCCCUGGAGGCGCCAUCCAAACGGGAAUACAACGGUACAAGGGGAGGAGGGGACUACCGGAGCGAGAGAGGUGGGGGCCACAGGAGUGGAGGGGAGGAGGGCCACUACUCAGGCCACCAGUCUCGCUCCACCAGGAGGAACAAGUCUCGAGAACGUAGCAAGAGUGGAGACUCGCGGCAUGAGUCAGGCAGACGCCACCGCAGCCGGACAGCGGGCUGGUGGAGCUCCGAUGACAACCUCGACAGUGACAGCAGCUACUUGGUAGGUGGGGGUAGACCGGGGUAUCCCAGAGGACAUGAGAGCCUGGAUGCUGCCAUUCAGGAGCUCACCAUGAAGAAGCCCAAGGAACGAGGCGGCGGACCGGGGUCUGGGGAGUGCAUGGCCUGCACAACAAUGGCUCUGGUGGGGAGUGAGGGAGGAGGAGGACAGCACGGGCAUCACGGUCACUCCCUGAAGAGGAGCACCUGGUCAGCCAUGACAGUGAGUCAGGCUAGAGAGGUGUAUCCUUCUACCAGAGGAGGAGCCUAUGACAAAGCCCUGGUGCCCAUUGAGAGCAAGCUCAAGGAGAGGACCUUCCACUAUCUCCAGGUCCCUUCAGAAGACUGGGGUGGUGGUUAUAGCGGUGGCGGAGCAGCUGACAGCGGAGGGGAGAUCCCUUGCCGUCGCAUGCGGAGUGGCAGCUACAUCAAAGCCAUGGGCGACGAUGACAGCGCCGACUCGGACACGAGUCCCAAAGCCUCGCCCAAGUCCACGCUGAUUGCCCAGAGGGAAGCCUUCAGACGAUCUAUCAGCAUGGAUCAAAGGCACUCGUGUAAACAGUGUACAGAUUCUUACCCUAACACCAGAACCACACCCAAGACCCACACCCGCUCCCGUAGCUACACCCGCUCUUUGACCAGCACACAGCUCGGAGAGACGUUAAACCGUCAGUUCGAAGCCGUGUGUGGGACCAUGUUCGGGGAGGUGGAGUCUCAAGCUGUCGAAGCCCUGGAUCUUCCAGGAGUGUUCCGCACUCGCAGCCACAGCUACGUUCGCGCCAUCCAGGCCGGAUGUUCCCAGGAUGACGACUGUCUCUCCGUCUUCUCCAUGUCUGGCCCCCAGGGAAGCAUCAAGGGCGGGGCCGUCUUUCCCUAUCGUAAAGGUGCUCCUCCUCCACUCCCACCCCGCAUGUCAAAGUCUUCACUUUCGGUGCGAGCCCAGAGCAGCACAGAGUCCACCCAGGAUGCCUACUUCCAGAGCAGCGGGCAGUUGGUCUCAAGCUCCGGUCCCGGACGCCCCAAGCAGCACAGCAACUCCGUGGACCUGGGUAACUCUGACGGCCCAUCGGGCCGCACCUCCAGAGGAGGGUACUACAUCGGCAGCGGACCCGGGCAUUCCCGACAGCACAGCAACUCCGCAGAGAGCCUGGACGGGGUUCGGGGCUCAAGAGAGCUGGUGCCCUAUGGAGGGGGUCCUGGAGUCGGGGUGAGAGCCAAACACAGCAGCUCAGCUGACAGCCUUCUGGAGGGACCGCCAAGGCCAGCAAGAGAGAGGGAUGGCAGAGGGGGAGGUAGUCUGGGGAAAUCAGCCUCUCUGCCUCAGAACAGCAUCAUGCUGAGUAAAGCUGGAGGGCAGGACGAAGGGCGUGCUGUCAGAAAGUGGAGGCCAUCCAUAGCUGUGCAGGUGGAUAGCUCAGAGACCCUUUCAGAUUCCGACACGGAGGGCAAAGCUCUGACCGAGGUCCAUUCUGUAGGGGUCCAAGUGGAAGACGACAAAAGGAGAGCUCGUUUCAAGCGCUCCAACAGCGUUACGGCGAGCGUGCAAGCCGACCUGGACCCCGAGGGCUUCCCGGGAUUGAGCAUUGCUGUGCCGAUGCAGGACAAAAGCCUCCAGUUUGGCUGCUCCUUCCAAAGGCACUCGUCUGAGCCCGAGUCCGCCAGCCAGUAUACAGAGUGCCAUCGCACCGUCCACACACAGGGACAGUGGGCCUACAAAGAGGACUUUAUCCAGACUGGCUACACCACUGAGGCCUGUCAAGCUGACACACGGCCCCACCAGCAACCGCACCUGCCUCCACGUUCCCACUCUCCUCUCCCCAUUACCUCUGAGCGAGCUUGGGCGGGGACACCGUCCCUAGAGGGUCCCCGGAGCCUGCCCGACUCGGGCCGAGCCUCUCCCUGCAUGAGAGAUGGAGAGUUCUUCUUACGCCUCCUGCAGACAGAGGUGGAGAGGAUGGAGGGCUGGUGCCAGAACAUGGAGAGAGAAGCAGAGGAGAACGAACUUCCGGAGGAGAUUCUUGAACUGAUUCGAAACGCAGUUGGCAGUGCCCAGAUGCUCAUGUCUCAGAAAGUCCAGCAGUUCUUCCGCCUCUGCCAACAGAGUGUGGACCCAUCAGCCUACCCUCAGCCCACGUCUCAGGACCUGGCUGCCUUCUGGGACCUGCUCCAGCUCAAUAUAGAGGACGUCAGGGUCAAGUUUCAGGAUCUCCAGAGGCUCAAGGACUCUGGUUGGAGGCUCCCGCCUGAAAAGAAGGAGGACAAGAAGCUUCCUCCACCCUUACCAAAGAAGCCAGCAGGUGGGGUGAGUGGCAGUCUCCGGGCUGAUAGCGUUGGGGAUGGGGUUGCUGGAGGUGGAGGAGGAGGUGGGUCAGGGGGCCUGGUGGUGCCUCGCGUCGGUGGGCACACCCUGCCCAUCAGGGAGAAGUCAAUGGACCUCGGGGACCGUCAGAGGACAGAAGCGAGGAGGCGGCUGCUGCAGACCCGGCGCACUGCCUCCUUCAGGCAGAACUCAGCAACAGAGAGCGCCGACAGUAUCGAGAUCUACAUCCCCGAAGCCCAGACUCGACUCUGAACACCGAGCUGAGGUGUUUCCCUCCCACCUUCUCACCCACCCUCACCCCCUGCAAAGCUGGCCCGCGCACCAAUCUCAGUCUGUCUCCGAGCCCAGUUUUGGAUCCGCACGCUGUUAAUGCGCUACUCCCCUCUAGCAUUUCCAUCCAAAUCAGUUAUCAUACUCAUUAAACAAGCAAUGACAGCCAUCGUAGUGUCUUGAAAUUUGGAUAUUUUACAGACACAGAGGCCUAAACCUGGAAUGGUAGCUAGCUAGCAGACAUUUUUAAGUCUUUUUUUUGUUUUUGUUUUUGAUUAAUAUUAUGGCUGAAGACAAACAGCAGUCCACUUUUAUAACCAACCGAGGUUCACGCAGUAGUAGCAUGCCUGUGCGUGUUUACCGAGCACAUCUCCAUCACUGAAAAAUCAAGGGCUUAACAGAUACAAGAACUCAUACAGAAUCUCCCUGUAUGGAUGCCGCGUGCAGUAAAACCUCAUCCUUCUUUGUGAGGUUUCUUAAUCACAUACAAGAUGUGUCCAUUCGCUUGACUGAUGCUACCGGUGUGGAUGAACAAACAUGGAUGAAUUCAGCAUCGGUUCUAAUGCCCUUAAAGUCAGAUGGCUGGCAAACCCCAAAGAACAUCCCUCCCAGUCGUUGUCAGCCAACUACAGCUUGCACCUUUCACCCAGGUGCCAUCUGUCCCCGGCGACACCCAGUCAGAGAGUAUGAAAUCACUUUAAGUUUCUCUCUUUCAUUCCUCAAAUCCCGUGUUUUUGUUUGACUACCCUCAGCAUUCAGCAGUGAGGCUGUUUGAACGGGCAAGUGCUAUUUGUACAUAGAGUGCACAGUCAUGUUUGCCAGAAGGAGCUUUUGCAGUGUAGCAUCACAGCCUUGAUGGCUAGAGAGCACUGCAGACAUAAAAUAAAUAAAAAACUAGGGGAGAGAAGCCGUUUGCUUCUUAUGUAGUCCUUCUGAAGUUUCAAGCGUUCAGGGGUGGGGUUUCUGUGAGCUUUUAGGGGAGAAUAUAUUUUCCAAGGCUUUUCAGGACUCUGCUGAGAAAGCUCCCUUUUUCACUGUGAGACUAUAGCACCACCAAGUGGUUAAAUGAGGACCCAAACUAAUAACAAUGGUCUGUAGGAAGUUCUCGCCACUUCAGUCAGGAAUUAACAGACACCCCAAUGAAACAGCCAUGACAGAAGAUGAGGGGUUUUUGGGUGGGGUGGGGCUCUUUUUGUUGUUGUUUUUUGUGCUUUUUUGCACUUAAUCAGUGCUUUCCCAAGUGCGCAGUGCAUUUUCUCUUCUCUUAGAAAUUGUUUGAGUGGAUUUCCCCCUACUGCUUAAUUAAGAGGGCAGCGGAUCGCAAAAUAAAAGAACCGUCAAAGUCUUCAGCAGAAUCUGCUUGCCUAACUCAAAGUGCCGUCCUCUCAAUCUCACAGAGCCCUGAUUACAAAGAAGGGAUGAUUUCUCUGAAGGGAAGUAAACAAAAAGGAGUGGUAUUCAGUGAACAGCAGUGCCCUACGAAACCUCCCCAAAGAGACAUCAAACACAGGAAACCGCCGAGCUGCCAGACAGGGUCUGGCAACUGUGGUGAAAUUAGCUAAUACUUGAUUGAGUGGACGUGUGCGUGCUUUGUUUCUCGUUAUUGACUUCCUGAAAUUCUCUUCUCUGUGGUCUCUGCUCUGAAAAGUGUAGCACGAUUUGAAGAGUUUUCGAAGGGGGCCACAUUUACAAAUCUACUUCAUAACAGAUAUUUCUGAUACAAGUGUUUUGUAUGGAUGUUGCACAGAAAAAUGGCAUGUGUGUGUGUGAAUGCACUGGAAUUAAUGCUUACAAAGGGCUGCGAGUCACAAGGGACAUGUGACGAAGCCCAGCGAAUACUAAAAAGUCCAAAUCUGCCAUUUUGACGAUAGAAAAAAAAAAAAAAAACCCACACACACUUAAAUUUGAAAAAUAUUUUAGCAUGACCUGUUUUUUCUUUUUUUCUAAUAUUUGGAUGGAAUGUGUUGGAAAAAUGGGAUAUUUUAUUGGGAGAUGUAUAUUUUAUAAUAUAAUCCACAUUUCUAGAUUAGUAGAGAUUAUUGAGUACAGUAUAUGUACGAAUUUAAAAAAAAGCAUAUAUCAAAUGUGAAAUUCUACAGUAUUAUUAUGAUAGAUUAUAGCAUUGUGUGAUACUACAGUUGUGUGGCAUAUCCAGACUCAGUACAUGUGAAAAAGAAUCUCAAAUGAAUAUUAUUAUCUUCAGUGUGUGAGUCAGGUUCACAGGGUAUAACUGGCAAGAGUGUUAAUUGCCAAGUGUGAGCCUCCUUAGGCCUACUGUAUAUCUUCUUCUGUGGUUCUAAUGACAUAUACUGCUGUAUCCCCUUCCUGUAUUUCCUCUUUAGAGCCAACUACAUGUGCCUAACCAGCUAUAUGUGGAGGUUUCCUUUGAACACAGUUUACAGUAUAUAAAGAAAUGUAAAUAGAAAAGUAUAAAAUAUACAGAGAAUAUUGUUAAAGAAACUCUUUUUACUGUACUGACACGCCAUCUUUGAUCUCCCCCACUUUCACUUGCAAUACCCACACAAGACUGGCAAAUUCUAUUGAUGUUAAUACUGCAUGCUUUAUUACAGCUUCCUUUAGCAGAAUCUAAUGGGGUUUGUUUUUUUGACCGAUAAAAGGAAAGCACCUUUUGUAGCCUUUUUUUGUGAUUUCAAACAAAAACAAAUUGGUAGGAUUUUACACUGUCUUUGUACAACGAUCACAUCCUCGGAGGACACUGAUGUCGAUGUCCUUGAAAACCGCAAUCGAUGUUUCGGUUCGACUCCGAGGCGAUGCGCUUAACAGCCUCCAUGUGAAACGGCCGAUUUUAUGUUUAAUUCGUUUGAAGGCGUGCGGUUCAGAGAGCGGCCUUUUUAUCCCCGUGAUCCUCUCUCCCUGAAACUUGACAACAUUUCAGCUGCGUUUUUGACCCAGCCCUCAUGAAACAAAGCACAAAGACCUGCUUUAUUACUGUAACUCCACUGUGAAGGACUCUUGACUCCACCCUCGCAAUCCUCAAAGCUACAUUCAGAGGGAUGGCAAGGUCUUUCCAUUAUGAGUUGGCCUCGAGGGGCUCCAGGAAUCUUUAAAGGCUUUGUUGGAUAUUUAUCCACAGUAGCAACAACUACUCCUACUACUUUGUCUUCGGUUCUCGCUGACAUUCUCCUCCAUUGUUUAUCAUAAUUUGAGGUGUUAGCCAGCCACCUUGCCUUGUGAUAACAGGUCCACUGAAAACACACUUCUGGUGGUUGUGAUUUCCACGGUUUGCGUUCUUUACUGUAUCUAUUCGUUGUUCGAUAUCUGCACAGUACACUGGAGUUGUACAAACAUGACCUGACCACUCACCGACACAACAGACAGACUGCUAUAUGAACCUUUUCACCUCUUUCUGUAAGUGCAAAAACCCCACGUGGACAGCCAGAUGGAUAAGCCAACUCUCAGUACCUCAGUUUCUAGCAGCAGUGUCUCCAAUCCCCAACCCAGGCCUCUGUCCUCAGGGGAUUCUCAACCAACAGACCCUGAACAUACAGCGUCAGACCAGCCCUGCAGGAUGUUGUUAAUAUUCUCUGAAAGUGUGGAAAUCACACGUCUUUUGAGCCCAGAUUCUCUUUCAGCCAUUCACCGAGACUUGAAAGCGCAGCGCGGUAACGUGCAGGUGCUGGCGAUGGAGGCGAUCGUAGCCGAUGUGCUACGUGUGUGCAUUUGCUGUGUGCUGUGCAUCUGCAACAGACUGAAGCUGGAGGGGUGUAGUAGCAGCAGAUUUGAGUUUUAAUUUUACAUUUCUGUGAGACAGAGCUGCUCUGGAGGAAAAAGCUAAGUCACUGAAUUAACCCUCAUUACGAGAAGCAGAGGGGGCAAUUUUCUAAAAACAUUUCGUUUGUGUCAUUAUUCUCAGCAAUAUUUAAAGGUGAUCAAAUGUGUGAAAAAAAAAACAUUUUCAGACAAUUAUCCGCAUUUGAAUACUUUUAACCAACAGCAAUAGGAAAUAUUUGCUUAGCAUUAGCAGUGCUAGGAUACAGGCGAGCGAAUUGGAAACCAUUUGAAAAUAAGAUCAGUGUGGAGAGAUAUGGAGGCUGUAACAUUAUUCAAACUCAUACAUCAAACUUAGCUUAUUUAAAGACGUGGGGGUUAAUAUAUGUUUCCAUGUUUUGGUCCUAUAUAAACUGUUACAGUGGUAAAAGACUAUACAAAACAAAAACUGAAAUAAGCACUGGUUUCUGAUGGUUUUUCUGUUCUUGGCUCCGUAGGAUAUAGAAGACAUCAGGUAUCCCUAAUAUGGCCAUCUCAGGUGCACAGCUCAUGGCUGUGAGCACAGAAGCCCCACCCACCUUCAGUUCAACCCUUCUGUUUGCGAGAAAAGGCCAGUCAGAGGAAAGUUGGUUUAUAGGAAUUUGAAGCUGAAACAAAUGAGCAGACAGGUUGUAUCAAGACCCAAUAUAUCAUCAAAAGAUCAAAGCUCUACUAGUAGAACUAAAAUAUACACAUUUAUUACAUACAGAAUUGUUUUUCAAAUGUAUAUGUGGAUCCAGCCUAAUGAGACUGCUAGCAGUUACAUAUAAGUGUAACCGGUGUGAUUCUGCGUUGUGUCUGAUAAAAAAGGUAAAAGAAAGAAAGACCUCCAAGUAAAUAAUU
Neolamprologus brichardi is the source of this 8187-nucleotide messenger RNA. RefSeq names its product discs, large (Drosophila) homolog-associated protein 3 (gene dlgap3). The record is from RefSeq and is a predicted model, not a curated record. Gene Ontology annotation, cellular component: glutamatergic synapse; postsynaptic specialization. Gene Ontology annotation, biological process: signaling. Gene Ontology annotation, molecular function: molecular adaptor activity. NCBI's taxonomy places the organism in Eukaryota, Metazoa, Chordata, Actinopteri, Cichliformes, Cichlidae.